Trichomycterus rosablanca is the source of this 725-nucleotide messenger RNA. It is a transcript of the gene srxn1, whose product is annotated as sulfiredoxin 1 homolog (S. cerevisiae). The record is from RefSeq and is a predicted model, not a curated record. The transcript has 2 exons. NCBI's taxonomy places the organism in Eukaryota, Metazoa, Chordata, Actinopteri, Siluriformes, Trichomycteridae. Bases 39 to 473 code for a protein of 144 amino acids. Gene Ontology annotation, cellular component: cytoplasm. Gene Ontology annotation, biological process: cellular response to oxidative stress. Gene Ontology annotation, molecular function: sulfiredoxin activity.
UCAGAGUCUUCCUGUUGUAUGACUGUAUAUUCAGAGUAAUGUUGAGGAGUGUUGUUAUUUACCGUACAUUUACUGUAGCUCCGAUUUUGAAACAGUUUUUGGUUUACAGUCAGAGAGGUAUGGGCAGUUUAAAUAAUGAAAACCGUUCCAUUCAUUCUGAUAAUAUCGAGGAAGUUCAUAACAUCCCAAUGGAGGUGAUCGUUAGACCUAUUCCUUCAGUUCUGGAUGAGCAGAAAGUUCAGAGUCUCAUGGAGACAAUACAGGAGACCACUGACAUCAGAGUUGUCCCUCCUAUAGAUGUAUUGUGGAUCACAGGAGAAAAAGGAGGUAACUACUACUACUCGUUUGGAGGCUGCCAUAGAUUUGCUGCUUACCAGAGACUACAGAUGAAAACCAUCCCAGCCAAGAUUAUCAAAUCCAACGUUUCAGACCUACGUACAUACUUGGGAGCAUCAACCCCUAAUCUACAGUGACUAACAGAGUUGGAUAUUGAGGAUGUUGUUAUUUUACCACAAGUUUAUAAAUGCAUCAUGUCUGCUACAGAUAUAGCAAGCUGCCUCACAAUCCAUUUUCCAGCAGGAAGCUUUCAGAUGCAAAUGUGUGGGCCAGCAUUACCUGUUCUACAAGAGAGUCAACUGACAUGUAAAGUUUUAAUAUAUUUUCUGGUCAAACAUUCUAGCCAUUCACUCUUUUAUUCAAAAACAAUAAAUAUUUAUUGAAAAUAA